AUGAAGAAGGCCCCAGGAGUCUCCUCCGAUGGACAUGAGGAACUGGCGAUGUGUGGGGCCCAAGAGCACAGCGGGAUCGCGAGAAGCAUCGAUGGUGGACGGGAAUCCAUCAUUGGUUUCCAUUCCCCUCAAGGACCGCGGUUGCAAGUCAGGAUGCAGGGUCCCUGUUCACUCCAUUUCCACAGCGUCGUGGUUAUCCGUGUGCAGUCGAGGAGGAGUGUGGACAUCGAAGUGGAAGUCAAUGGCGGCAGACCUAGCUCGCAGUCCUUCCUUCCCUUGAAACAUGUGCGAAGGAGCGAGAGACUCACAAGAAUGGAGGAGGAAGGAAGGAAGGAAGGAAGCUGGCACUGGGCUGCUGAGGCUCUGAUCGGAUGA
This is a messenger RNA of Neurospora crassa OR74A, 375 nucleotides long. RefSeq lists its product as hypothetical. The coding region runs from base 1 to 375 and encodes 124 amino acids. The transcript has 4 exons. NCBI's taxonomy places the organism in Eukaryota, Fungi, Ascomycota, Sordariomycetes, Sordariales, Sordariaceae. The record is from RefSeq and is a predicted model, not a curated record.